Molecule: messenger RNA, 2030 nt
Organism: Exserohilum turcica Et28A
Lineage: Eukaryota; Fungi; Ascomycota; Dothideomycetes; Pleosporales; Pleosporaceae
Exons: 1
Coding region: 40-1872 (610 amino acids)
Molecular function (GO): peroxidase activity
Source: RefSeq, a predicted model, not a curated record
CUGCCAUCAUCACAACAACUACUUACCAUUACUUCCACUAUGGAUCCUGUUACGCCCAUUCCGCUUCCUCAAAUUGACGAGCCAGAGGAGUACAACACCAACUACAUCCUUUACUGGCACCAUAUCGGUUUGGAACUCAACCGCCUCACUCACACUGUAGGAGGUCCCCAGACUGGCCCACCUAUCUCUGCCAGAGCUCUAGGUAUGCUCCAGUUGGCUGCCCACGACGCCUACUUCGCAAUCAAUCCCUCUGCCGAAUUUUCGACCUUUCUCACUCCUGGUGCUGAAAAUGCCGAGUACCGUCUUCCUGACCUGAACGGAGCGGACGAUGCUCGCCAAGCAGUUGCUGGAGCUUCUCUUAAAAUGUUGACUGAGCUGUACAUGAAGCCUGUGGUUCAAUCUAACCCCAACCCCGGCGCAAACAUCUCCGACAGGGCUUACGCCCAACUCGCACUGUUCAUAGAGCAAUCGUCUGCUGAAGCUCCCGGCGGUGUCGACCGAGCCUCAGCCAGUUUCCUGUUUGGUGAAGCUGUAGCGGAUGUCUUCUUCAAACUCCUUUUCCACCCACCAGGUGCUUCGCAAGAUGGCUAUCAUCCCACCCCUGGGCGCUAUAGAUUUGACGAUGAGCCUACUCACCCUGUCGUUCUAAUCCCAGUAGACCCCAACAACCCCAACGGGCCCAAGAAGCCGUUCCGUCAGUACCAUGGUCCUUUCUACGGUACGACUGCGAAGCGUUUCGCUACACAGACUGAGCACAUUCUUGCCGACCCACCAGGCCUUCGUUCUGCUGCCAAUGAGACUGCCGAGUAUGAUGACUCGAUCCGCGUCGCAAUCGCCAUGGGUGGUGCCCCAGGGCUCAACUCUACCAAGCGCUCUCCAUACCAGACAGCGCAAGGAAUUUUCUGGGCCUACGAUGGGUCCAACCUCAUUGGUACACCGCCGCGUCUGUACAACCAAAUUGUGCGCCGCAUCGCCGUAACCUACAAGAAAGAAGAUGAUCUCGCAAACAGCGAAGUCAACAAUGCAGACUUUGCGCGUCUCCUCGCUCUUGUCAACGUCGCCUGCGCCGAUGCAGGCAUCUUUUCGUGGAAAGAGAAAUGGGAGUUUGAGUUCUGGCGCCCCCUAUCUGGCGUUCGUGACGAUGGGCGUCCAGACCAUGGCGACCCCUUUUGGCUCACGCUCGGUGCCCCAGCCACAAACACAAACGAUAUCCCGUUCAAGCCACCUUUCCCGGCCUACCCCUCCGGACACGCAACAUUUGGUGGAGCAGUCUUUCAGAUGGUGCGCCGAUACUACAACGGGCGCGUCGGCACAUGGAAAGAUGACGAGCCCGAUAAUAUCGCCAUCGACAUGAUGGUAUCCGAGGAGCUCAACGGCCUCAGCCGCGACCUCCGCCAGCCCUACGACCCCACCGCCCCAAUCACCGACCAGCCUGGUAUCGUCCGUACACGAAUCGAGCGCCACUUUAACUCUGCAUGGGAAAUGAUGUUGGAAAACGCCAUUUCCCGCAUUUUCCUCGGCGUCCACUGGCGUUUCGACGCGGCAGCCGCGCGCGACAUUCUCAUUCCAACAGUGACAAAGGACGUGUAUGCCAUUGACAACAACGGCGCGAGCGUCUUCCAGAAUGCAGAGGACGUACGGUACUCUACGAGGGGCACGCGCGAGGGUCACGACGGCUUGUUCCCGAUUGGCGGUGUGCCGCUAGGUAUCGAGAUUGCGGAUGAGAUUUUCAACGCGGGAUUGAAGCCCACGCCUCCGGAGGCGCAGCCCAUGCCCCAGCCGCCGUAUGUACAGAAGCCGCCGUAUGGGAAGGAGAGUCAGUCGACUAUGUGGGAGGAGGAGCAUGCUCAGGCCAUGGAUGAGGCGCCGUAGAUGGUGAUGGGUUGAGUACGCUGAUAUAGGGUAGUACAAGGGGGCUCGCGCACGACGCAGUUUGAAUUUCCGCAAUCUGAUCUCGGUCUUUAGUCUUGUGCGGAUAAUUAAUAUAGUGUAGUAUAUGUAAAGUGCUUAUCAAUUAAUGCUUUGCUAAU